Messenger RNA from Durio zibethinus, 2045 nucleotides. Its product is annotated as putative protein phosphatase 2C 80. Gene Ontology annotation, molecular function: protein serine/threonine phosphatase activity. NCBI's taxonomy places the organism in Eukaryota, Viridiplantae, Streptophyta, Magnoliopsida, Malvales, Malvaceae. Gene Ontology annotation, biological process: protein dephosphorylation. The record is from RefSeq and is a predicted model, not a curated record. Gene Ontology annotation, cellular component: chloroplast.
AAACGUCGACUAGGUUUAAAAAACAAAAAGAAAGAAAGCAAAGGACCGAUCCUUCGAUAUUAUCACCCGUUUGCGGAUUUAAAUUGAAGAUUUAAUUCCUAAAACGCCCUAGAAUUGACUCCCGAAUGGAAAAUUUAAGGGGUUAUUUCAGUCUAUAAAAUUUAUAUAACAACAUAGAGUUUGGUGUCCAAACGAUAUACCGUGUUCCCCUUUCUCUGCGCUUUCUUGUAAUAAGUGAGUCUCCCGCCCCUCAGCUGCACAGCCACAGAGAAACAGAAAGAGAGGCGGAGAAGUAGAAGAAGCACCGGAGAUCGUCGAAUUGGAUCCAGGUCAUAUUCGGAGCUUCAAUCUGGAAAGAAUCAAACCUUUCGGGUCCUCCUCUUUCUCUCUCGAUUGUUUCGUCUUCUUUUAAGUUUCAGGUGUUGAAAGAAAUAUGCUUCAUUGGCGAACAACUAAUGCAAAUUGCUGAUAGUUUGUAUGCGCGUAAAUGCAUAAUCUUUUGUAUGCAAUUCAAGGUUCAACAUUCUCUCAGAGAGUGAUUGAACUAAGGGAACUUGAUAUACGGGGUAAAAAUGCCAGUUGUGUUGCUUUCUAAGCUAAACCUGGUAAUUACAGGAAAGCAAGUUCGGUUGUUUAAUUUAGCUAGCUCACUGCUUAGACAACACAAAAUUUUGACUGCAAAUUCAGGGUUUGCUCAAUUUUUGCCUUAUUCUAGGAAUUCGAUAUCUGAUUAUAGGUUUAUUCCAAACCAGAUUUGUAAUAGGGCAAAAACUAUGGCUGUGUCUGGUUCCAAGGCUAUUUUUGGAGAUGUUUAUGCAGAUGAGUUAGUAGCAAGUUGUGGGAAUGGCUUGGACUUCUUGAAACCUUCUGGGGUUUAUUUUGCUGAUCGAAGUCAUAGUAGUUGCCAAAAAGCUAGCGUGAUCUUGAGAAAGCAAGAACAACCCAAUAAUCGUUUUCUGUGUGGAUACUAUAUUUGUGAUGCAAUGCUGAGAAAUACCAAAUAUAAUCCUCCUUUUGGUCCAAGGAUGAAAGGUAUUCACACCUCAUCUUUACCAUGUUCCUCUGCUGGGGCAGCUCAUGAAUUGUCAUUUGAUAGUUGUUCUAAGGAUGAACAGACUGCAGAUUUGCCUGAACAAGCUAUUCCAGGUGAGAAAACAUUGAAACUACUUUCAGCGUCAUAUUAUAUGCCACAUCCUGCUAAGGAAGAAACAGGAGGAGAGGAUGCUCACUUCAUUUGUGCCAAUGAACAAGCCAUAGGUGUAGCUGAUGGUGUUGGUGGCUGGGCAGAAGUUGGCAUUAAUGCUGGAGAAUUUGCCCGUGAACUUAUGUCUAAUUCAGUGGCAGCAAUCCAAGAUGAACCCAAGGGAUUCAUUGACCCAGCUAGAGUACUAGAAAAGGCCCAUUCAAGCACAAAAUCACAAGGAUCCUCAACAGCCUGCAUCAUUGCCCUUACAGAGGAGGGAAUACAUGCAAUAAAUCUGGGAGACAGUGGUUUCAUAGUGGUUAGGGAUGGUUGCACUGUCUUCCAUUCACCGGUGCAGCAACAUGGUUUCAAUUUUACUUAUCAAUUGGAGAGCGGUGAUAAUGGUGAUCUACCAAGUUCUGGUCAGGUUUUCAGAAUUCCUGUUCUGCCAGGUGAUGUGAUUGUGGCUGGAACAGAUGGGUUGUUUGAUAACUUGUACAAUAAUGAGGUUACUGCUGUUGUUGUUCAUGCUUUAAGAGCUGGCUUCAGUCCCGAAUUGAUGGCCAAGCAGAUAGCAGCUUUGGCUCGUGAACGAGCAGUGAAUAGGAACCGGCAGACACCAUUUGCCAAAGCUGCUCAAGAUGCUGGGUUUCGCUAUUAUGGUGGCAAGCUUGACGACAUUACUGUUGUUGUGUCUUACAUUACUAGCUCUGCUAAUGUGUGAAUCUUCUCCAAAUUGGUAAAUUUAUGGUGGCUUGUAGGGUUAGCAAGCUCAUUUAGUUCAGUUCUUGGCUUGAAACAUAAUGGAAGAAAUACUCAUCUUUGCUUUUUCUAUAUUCAUUUCUGUUUACAAAUUUUGAUC